Molecule: messenger RNA, 5508 nt
Organism: Bombina bombina (fire-bellied toad)
Lineage: Eukaryota; Metazoa; Chordata; Amphibia; Anura; Bombinatoridae
Gene: ENC1
Product: ectodermal-neural cortex 1
Exons: 3
Coding region: 259-2076 (605 amino acids)
Molecular function (GO): protein binding
Source: RefSeq, a predicted model, not a curated record
GGUGGCCAAAGCCAUGUGUGCUAAGCGGAGACACUGGUUUAGUCUUUAUUCUCAGUGUCUUACACGUGCUGCAUAUUCAGCUGUCAUGUUGUGUUAGUACAGUGUGCUCCAGCUUAGGGGCUGUAUAAUGCUGAGACUGGAGAAGCUUUACCAAGUAAUGUUUAAAGACUGACCAGCUAUGUUAUCUCUGUGGUCUAUAUUAGUGUGUUUUUUUUCUGCAGUAUUGCUGAAUCACACGCAUUACCACAUAUUUCCUUCAUGCAUCUUCCUGUAUCAUUGGAACCUCUCUAUAUUAGAGUGAAGAAAAUGUCAGUCUGCCUACAUGAGAAUCGCAAGUCCAGAGCCAGCACUGGCUCUAUGAACAUUUAUCUUUUCCACAAAUCCUCCUAUGCGGACAGUGUCCUAACGCACCUUAACCUCUUACGCCAACAAUGUCUCUUUACGGAUGUCUUACUCCUGGCAGGGAACAGGUCUUUUCCAUGCCACAGAGCUGUCCUUGCUGCUUGCAGUCGUUAUUUUGAAGCUAUGUUUAGUGGUGGACUUAAAGAAAGCCAGGCAAAUGAGGUAAAUUUCCAUAAUGCCAUCCAUCCAGAAGUUUUAGAACUCCUCCUGGAUUAUGCCUAUUCGUCUAGAGUCAUCAUCAAUGAAGAGAAUGCAGAAUCCCUUCUAGAAGCUGGAGAUAUGUUAGAGUUUCAAGACAUCAGAGAUGCAUGUGCUGAGUUCCUGGAGAAGAACCUUCAUCCAACUAACUGUUUAGGCAUGUUGCUGCUAUCUGAUGCUCAUCAGUGCACUAAACUGUAUGAGUUGUCUUGGAGAAUGUGCCUAACUAAUUUCCAAACCAUUUGUAAGACAGAAGACUUCAUGCAGCUGCCUAAAGAUCUGGUGGUUAAGCUCUUAUCCAAUGAAGAGCUGGAAACUGAGGAUGAGAGAAUGGUGUAUGAAACCGCAAUGAACUGGAUUAAUUAUGAUCUAAAUAAAAGGCUAUGUUACCUAUCUGAGUUGCUGGAAACUGUCAGAUUAGCUCUAUUACCAGCUAUUUAUCUUAUGGAGAAUGUAGCCAUGGAAGAGCUUAUCAUUAAGCAGAAGAAAAGUAAAGAACUGGUAGAAGAAGCAAUAAGGUGCAAAUUAAAGAUAUUACAAAAUGAUGGUGUUGUUACAAGUUUGUGUGCCAAGCCUCGUAAAACUGGACAUGCUUUAUUUCUUCUAGGUGGACAGACUUUUAUGUGUGAUAAACUUUAUCUUGUAGACCAAAAAGCAAAAGAGAUAAUACCCAAGGCAGACAUCCCAAGUCCUAGGAAAGAAUUCAGUGCUUGUGCUAUAGGUUGCAAAGUUUACAUCACUGGAGGCCGGGGUUCAGAAAAUGGUGUUUCUAAGGAUGUUUGGGUCUAUGAUACACUCCAUGAAGAGUGGUCAAAGGCUGCCCCUAUGCUUGUUGCAAGGUUUGGCCAUGGCUCUGCUGAGCUUAAGCACUGCUUGUAUGUGGUAGGAGGCCACACAGCAGCUACUGGGUGUCUCCCUGCCUCUCCCUCAGUGUCAUUAAAGCAAGUUGAACAGUAUGACCCAGCUACCAACAAAUGGACAAUGGUUGCUCCUCUACGUGAAGGUGUGAGCAAUGCUGCAGUGGUCAGUGCAAAGCUUAAAUUAUUUGCAUUUGGAGGAACUAGUGUGAGCCAUGAUAAGUUGCCCAAAGUUCAGUGCUAUGAUCCUUGUGAAAACAGGUGGUCAGUACCAGCCACUUGCCCCCAACCUUGGCGAUACACAGCUGCUGCAGUUCUUGGAACACAGAUCUUCAUCAUGGGUGGAGAUACAGAAUUCUCAGCUUGUUCUGCCUACAAAUUUAAUAGUGAAACCUAUCAGUGGACUAAAGCAGGAGAUGUGACUGCUAAACGAAUGAGCUGUCACGCUGUUGCAUCUGGUAAUAAACUGUUUGUAGUUGGAGGCUAUUUUGGGAUCCAGAGAUGUAAAACGUUAGACUGUUAUGACCCAACUCUUGAUGCUUGGAACAGCAUAACUACAGUACCUUACUCCCUUAUUCCUACUGCAUUCGUCAGCACAUGGAAACAUCUCCCGUCCUAAAGCAAAGCACACUGACAUGACCUCAGCUGUGAAGGUUCCAGACCAGCUCUGAGAAAAUGAAGACUGAGACUUUUAAGACUUCAAGGGUUGCACACAACAAACCCUUUUCAACCUCACUCAAAUGAAAUGGAUUUCAAGCAAACAAAAAAAAAAUCACUGUUGCUCUGUGAGCUGGUAGGAACCUAAACAUCAGUAUUAACCACUUUUGGUUCCAGUGUCUGCUACAAAAUAACAGUGCAGAGUUAUGCUGUCAAAUUUUAAGGGUUUUGCCUUCUAAAAGAUGGAUAAAUAAACCGGUUUGUGAAUUACAUAAUUCUGGAGCUGUGAAGACCACGCUGUUUGUGAAAUGCCUGUAAGAAUCCACACAAUGCUCAUAUAAAGGGGCAUCUAAACAGCUAUCAUGUUAAAGUCCAUGCAUGUAUAUUCAACAACAUAUAGGUCACCAUGAUUACAAGAAUUGCUCAACACUAGUCGUGUUGAUUAAACUCACUGUUUAUUGCAUAGUCAGCAUCAACAUUGUGAAAACAGCAGAAAAAAACCCCCUGAACAAAUACUGGAAGUCUUUAUAUAGAGAUCCCUUCACCAUUUCAUUUGCCUAUUUAUAUGACUCGAUUUCUUAAUACAUUCCAUGUUGUCUAUUUAUUGUCCUGUGCUGUCUGCAUGCUGAUACAAUACCUGUGGUUGUAUUCACAUGUGAGAAGCCUGAUUUGAAUGUGGGAGUGUUUGGGGCAAGCAGCAAUGGGGAAGGAGCACAAAGAAAUUAUACGCAGUAGUCUGUGUGAAGUAUGGACAUGCAUACGUAUUGAAGGUGUAGAACUGUUAAAAUAAAUAUAUAUAUAUAUAUACCGUAUAUACACUUCCAAAGUAUUGAAUUUAGCAAACAAAAAAUCCAGGUAUAAUUUGAAGAGCUUUAUUAACCUUUUAGCAAGUUUGCAGUAAAGACGGCUAAAAACAUAAUUAUUUUACAAUUACUUAAACGGACAUUAAAAGUAAUAUUUGUUGCAUUGAUAAAUAGGGGAAAAAAUUAUUUCCCUAUGUUGGAAAAAUAAUAAUUUUUGUGGUUAUGCUUGUAGGGCUUGUCAUUGUCAGAGUUGUAGGGGUCGUCUUUAUCAGCUAGUGAGAUUCUGUCCCCAUGGUCCUGCUGUGCCCAAACAUGCACUUCCUGAUAGUUUCACAGUCAAAAUAGCAUUAAAUGAACCUGUUUAUUUUUAGUACAUCCGCGCAAUUGACAGUUUGUUCACUGCUGAAUGCGGAUGAAGGAGGCAGCUCGCGGCAUUCUGCUCUUUUUGGCGCCAGAUUUAUUCUUGUGAAAGUGCAACACACUAAGGUCUGGAUUUGCGCAGAUCUUAGUGUAAUUCACUUUCACAAGAAUAAAUCUGGUGCCAAAAAGAGCUGAUUGCCGUGAACAGCCACUGCCUUCCGCAUUUGGCAGUGAAUUAAACUAAUCUAUUUUUAUCAUGUAGAAAUAGUGCUCUUUCAAAUGCAUGGUAGAAAUGUGUUGCAUUUAAUGGCCCUUUAAUGUUUGUUAUAAGUAAGAAGAGACCUGAGGACCAAAUUCAGUCCAUAGAGGCUUUUUAAGCUUUUCAUUCGUAGCAGAAAUUAUUCAAAAUUUUACCCCAGAAAACAUCCUCUUUUACCCAACAAAAUACAUGCAAACCCUUGCACCCCAGUCCAUUCUCCCUUUAAACUUCAGUGUCCUUAAAAGAAAAUUCUGGAUUUAAUUACAUUUGCUGUGGGUCGUUUAUAGGAAUUAAAAGUGCAAUUUGGCCCUUUGAGGAGUUGUGGACACAUGCAGGCAGCCUUUUUAAAAAUAAGUAUUAUAUAAUUAUUAUUUUUUGCCCCUUAUUUAGGCCAAUGUGGCAGUUCUGAGCUAUACUUAUUCCUUAUUGUAUGCAUGUCCAGGCUUCUAACUUAAUACUUAAAACCAUUUAAAAUGUUCUGUCACUAAUAUCUUUAACAACUUACAACACAAAUCAGAAAACCAUCUGUGUCAGGAAGAACUUGUCAAUACAUUUGGUAGGUAACAGAGAGGGCACCAACCGUCUAGUAAAGCCCUGACUGGAGCAUUUGAAGUACAUUGGACACCACUACAAAGUAUUGCAUGUUUAUUUUUAAGUGCUAUGUUAUGUGUGUUCUGUACACCGGCUGCUUAUUUAGCUUUCCAAAUUAAGGGAGGGCCUGAAGAGCUGGUCUCCACAAGUUCUGAAUUAGUUAAAUGGACAUUAAACUAACAAAAUGUAUUUCCCUAAGCAAAUGAAUUAAAAUCACAAUGUAAUAUGCAUUCAUUAUUUAUCUGGUUUGCUUUGUUACAAAUAUAUAUAUAUAAUUCUGAAAAAUGUUACACUAUACUACAGAGUUUGACUUUCAGCAUGGAACAAGCACAGUUUUCUUAGUAAAUAAUUUUAAUUUUACAGCAUAAGCAAACAAAAUAGAUAAUGAUUGUAUAUAUUGCGUUUUAAGUGAAUUAUAGUUUUGUGUUUAUUGUCCCUUCAAAGUAAAUCCUCAUCAAAAUAAGAAGUUUUUUUUUUUUUUUUUUUUAGUUUUUCUUUUCUUUUUAUUACAAUUUUUAUUUACAGCAAUUCCAGUUUGUUGCGUAUUUUCAAGCACUGGAUUGGUUAACGUAUGUUGUACUCCAACAGAUGAAACAUGAAAUAGAAGCAGUUACACGUGCAAUUUUUGUGUAUGAAAAAUAUUAAUAAAAAAAGUCAAUUAAAACUACCAGGAAAUUUAUGUUCACAUAUGAUAGUUAUGUAAACACUCACUGACUGAUAGAGCAACUCCCACUGAUCUGUUGCUAGAGAGGGGCUUACAUUGACAAUACUGGCAAGAAUAGUUGAUUUAUUUAGCACAUAAUCACCCAUUUUUGCUAAAAAACAAAAAAACAAACAAAGAUCCCCUGCACAAAGUAAAAAUACAUUUAAGAACUCCAAUCUGAAAGGUCAUGAUGAGCUUGAGCAAUGGCUUCUUCAAAUAGACUUGGUUACAAAAGAAGAAACUCUUAAAUUACACGGAGGUAAAAUAAGUAGUGUAGAAGGUCAUUUUCUCAGGCCACCAGCUCUGCAGGUCAUACCUAUUCUGCACAAACUGUUUGGAUGCAAUGUUCAGUGUUAAUGUUCCCUCUCUUUGGAAAAUCUUCCUUUACCUGCAUGUUGUCAUUAAGUCUUAAAGGAAAAAAAUAAGCACAUUGUCUGCUUGUCAUAUUGGUAUUGGCAUUAUCUGUUAUUUAUUUAUUUAUUUAUGUUAACUGAGCGAUUUUUGCCAAAACCAUUUGUAUGUGAAUGAUUGGAAGUUUUUGUUGCGUUGCUUUUACCUUAAAUGGAUUUUUGUGAUUUAAAUAAAGUUGCACUGUUUUGGAUUUUUCUCAAAUGUUGUGCCUGUUUAUUUUUUUUAUAUAAAUGUUUUUGAAAUAAAUAAAUGGUUACUUGAAAUUUA